Molecule: messenger RNA, 1703 nt
Organism: Malus domestica (apple)
Lineage: Eukaryota; Viridiplantae; Streptophyta; Magnoliopsida; Rosales; Rosaceae
Source: RefSeq, a predicted model, not a curated record
UUUCGAUUUAAACUUUGUGUUUGGUAGCUCGUUAUCCAUGACUCGAUGGUAAAUGAAUGUCAAUUUUCUCAAAGGAAUUAGCUAGCUUGAUUUAUACCGAUUGUAUAACAAAUAGAACAAAGGGGAACCUUAUACUUCAACUCAGGGCAUCAAAGUUCUUGAAGUUUCAGGAGGCAAAGAUGCAAGAGUUGGCUGAAGAUGUUCCAAAAGGCCAUAUUCCAAGGACAAUGACUGUUCACUUCAGGGGUGAACUCACAAGAAAGGUAGCUCCGGGUGAUGUUGUGAAACUAUCUGGGAUUUUUCUUCCUAUUCCUUACACUGGUUUCAGAGCAAUGCGGGCUGGCUUAGUUGCAGAUACUUACUUAGAAGCCAUGUCCAUCACACAUACUAAGAAAAAAUAUGAAGAUUACGAACUUAUAGGAGAUGAGGAAGAACAGGUUGCACGUUUGGCUGAGGAUGGUAACAUUUAUGAAAAGCUGGCUCGAUCUUUGGCACCUGAAAUAUAUGGGCAUGAAGAUAUAAAAAAGGCGCUGCUUCUGCUCCUAGUGGGUGCUCCCCACAGGAAACUAAAAGAUGGAAUGAAGAUUAGAGGAGAUUUACAUAUUUGUCUGAUGGGUGAUCCUGGAGUUGCAAAGAGCCAGCUUCUCAAACACAUAAUUAAUGUAGCACCAAGGGGAGUUUAUACAACUGGCAAAGGAAGCAGUGGUGUUGGUCUAAUUGCUGCUGUUCAGAAAGAUCCCGUCACAAAUGAAAUGGUCCUGGAAGGAGGAGCAUUGGUGCUAGCGAAUAUGGGAAUAUGUGCUAUUGAUGAAUUUGAUAAGAUGGAUGAAUUAGAUCAGCAGGCUGUUAGCAUUGCUAAGGCUGGGAUCACUACGUCUUUGAAUGCAAGAACAGCUGUUCUUGCUGCAGCAAAUCCAGCAUGGGGGAGAUACGACCUACGUAGAACUCCUGCUGAAAACAUUAAUCUUCCACCAGCCCUUUUGUCAAGAUUUGAUCUUUUAUGGUUAAUCCUGGAUCGAGCAGAUAUAGAUAGUGAUCUUGAGAUGGCUAGGCAUGUUGUCUAUGUUCACCAGAAUAAAGAAUCUCCGGCUCUUGGCUUCACUCCACUUGAGCCAUCUGUUAUUCGGGCGUAUAUUUCUGCGGUGAGAAGAUUGUCUCCUUCAGUCCCGCAGGAACUUGAGGAGUAUAUUGCUAGUGCCUACUCAAGCAUUCGGCAAGAAGAAGCUAAAUCGAAUGCACCCCACUCCUAUACAACUGUGAGAACUCUGCUCAGCAUUCUUCGAAUAUCGGCUGCAGUAGCAAGACUCUGACAUUCUGAAACAGUGGCUCAAUCUGAUGUGGAUGAGGCAUUAAGGCUGAAGCAUAUGUCGAAGUUCUCUUUGUACUCAGAUGAUCGCCAGAAAUCUGGUCUGGAUCCUAUCGGUGAUAUCUAUUCAAUUUUGCGAGAUGAGUCUGAGACGACUGGCAAGCUAGGAAGCCGGUUGGUCGGACAAUUGGACUUGGGACAGGAAGCUCUUCUCCUACCUCGGAAAAACCUAAAACCCAAGUUUCAGGUUUUUCCUGUGUCUGCAAGUCAGCAACUGCAAUUUCUGAUUCCCUUUAAGGUUUCCGGAAAAUGCGUUGGGCAGCCUCUUCAGUUGCAGUCAACUCCUCUGCCUCUCUUCUACUUUGUUGAAGCAAAUCCAGAGGUUGUACUCAAAUAA